Camellia sinensis is the source of this 1398-nucleotide messenger RNA. The record is from RefSeq and is a predicted model, not a curated record. Lineage: Eukaryota; Viridiplantae; Streptophyta; Magnoliopsida; Ericales; Theaceae.
AUGUCUGAAUUGUUCUGUGGAGCAUUGAAUGCUGCACCGACUACCUCACUGAACUUAUCAAGUGCCAAUCUACUAAGUUAUACAGACUGCGUAUCCCCAAAGCACAGGAGAUGGCUGGAAGAUAUAGCAUGGCACCCUGAGGGAAACAGCCUAUUCUCUUUAUACAGUGCUGAUGGCGGGGACUCUCAGAUAUCAAUCCUGAAUCCAAAUAAAAAAAGGGGUUGUGCAUUGAAGGAAAUGCGUGUAGGUUACUUAGAGGAGAAGCCUCACACAAAGGGUAUCAUCAACAUAGUUUUCAUGCCAUGGGAGAAUAUCUGUUUUGUUACUGGUGGCAGUGAUCACGCAAUAAUACUCUGGACUGAGAAAGAUGGAGAAAACUUGUGGAAACCAAAAGCGUUGCACAGGAGCAUGCAUUCAUCAGCAGUGAUGGGAGUUGCCGGGAUGCAGCAAAAGCAGAUUGUAUUGUCUGCUGGUGUAGACGAGAAUUAUUGGGCCUUAGCAACAGGAAGAGCAAACUAUAAACAUCAAAUCGAUAUCAAAUGCAUGAGUGUUUUACCUAAUCCGUGUGACUUCAAUCUAUUCAUGGUUCAAACUGGGACCCCGGAGAGGCAGCUUCGAUUGUUUGACAUAAGAUUGAGGCAGACGGAAAUCCACGCAUUUGGUUGGAAGCAAGAAAGUAGCGAAUCACAGUCCGCUCUGAUCAAUCAAGCAUGGUCUCCUGAUGGAUUAUACAUUACAUCUGGUUCGGUAGACCCUGUAAUUCACAUCUUCGAUAUCAGGUAUAAUGCUCAUAAACCUUCCCAGUCAGUCAAAGCACAUCAGAAACGAGUCUUUAAAGCUGUAUGGCAUCAGUCUCUCCUGUUAGGGAAAAUCGAUCGGCAGCGGCAGCAGAGCAAGGGGGGACGAUGGCGAGCAGCGAGCGACGACGGUGAGCAUCGAGUGACGAUAGCUAGCAGCGGCAGCGGUGGUGUGGCGUCUCAGAUACCUUUGCCGAUUCAACCCGUCCCUCCGAUUGAGCUAUUACGGUUUUGCCCCAAAACGAAAACCUGGCAACGCCGACUGAGAACUGGCUUUACUCGCAUUUUCUUAAAUUUGUUGUCGAGCUUCCACAGCCACACAGUUGACCUUAAGUGCUGGAAACCAGUAAUGUUCACUGCCUUGGUAAAAUUCUUCAUGAAGCACAGAAGACGAAGAAAUUCAGGUUUGAUUGGAAGUGUAAAACUGAUGGAUGAUGCUCUUCUGUCUAAAACUAGGAAUGGAAAUUCAUUUGCUUUCUCUGAUGGUUCCGGUAUUGUGAAUGAUAUGAUAGGAGGGAAACUUCAACUUGGUAAAAGAUGCAAGUUUGGAGCAAAAACAUUUAGUUUGCACUUUGCAGUCUCUAUGAUGCUUGCAAAUUAA